Helianthus annuus (common sunflower) is the source of this 1442-nucleotide messenger RNA. Its product is annotated as ultraviolet-B receptor UVR8. The transcript has 10 exons. The record is from RefSeq and is a predicted model, not a curated record. Lineage: Eukaryota; Viridiplantae; Streptophyta; Magnoliopsida; Asterales; Asteraceae. The coding region runs from base 112 to 1293 and encodes 393 amino acids.
UCAAAAAGAAAAAAAAAAAAACUAAAAACACGAGGAAUAUAUCACCCCCAAAAACACUCCUACAAGCAGCAAACCACCACUUCCGUAAACUCUUUUUUCAAACUCUUUCCAAUGUCCGUCAAUAGUCACGCCGUCAUCGCCUGGGGUUCCGGAGAAGACGGGCAACUAGGAUUAGGAGACAACGAGGAGAAAGAAUGGGUAUCUCCGGUCACAUCUCUCGCUUCCGUCGCCGUUCGCUCCGUCGUCGCCGGUAGCCGUAACUCUCUCGCCGUUUGCGAUGACGGCAAGUUGUUUACGUGGGGUUGGAAUCAAAGAGGAACUUUGGGGCACCAGCCAACAACCAAAACGGAGAAUAUUCCGAGUCAGGUUGAAACUCUCAACAAAGUAAAGAUUGUUCAGGCAGCCAUUGGUGGUUGGCAUUGUUUGGCUGUUGAUGAUCAAGGCCGUGCUUAUGCUUGGGGUGGAAACGAGUAUGGGCAGUGUGGCGAAGAGCCUGAGAAGAAAGAUGAUUCUGGUAGGACUUUAAGGAGAGAUAUUUCGACUCCUCAAAGAUGCGCACCUAAGCUUUCGGUUCGCCAGGUAGCUGCUGGUGGCACCCAUUCAGUAGUGCUGACACGCGAAGGACAUGUUUGGACAUGGGGUCAACCAUGGCCCCCUGGAGACAUAAAACAAAUUUCAACACCUGUGAGAGUACAAGGUCUUGAGAAGGUUAAGCUGAUUGCGGUCGGCGCUUUUCACAAUUUGGCGCUUCUUGAGGAUGGAAAUCUUUGGGUUUGGGGCAAUAAUGAAUAUGGACAGCUCGGAACUGGGGAUACCCAGCCCAGAUCACAGCCGGUUCCUGUUCAAGGAUUAUCCGGCCUCAAAUUGGUUGAUGUUGCUGCUGGUGGCUGGCAUUCUACCGCUCUAACAGAUGAAGGAGAGGUAUACGGGUGGGGUAGAGGGGAACACGGAAGACUCGGAUUUGGAGACGACAAAAGCAGUAAAAUGGUACCUCAGCAAGUGCAGCUUCUAGCUGGAGAGGAUAUUAUCCAGGUGUCAUGUGGUGGAACUCAUUCCGUUGCUUUGACUCGUGAUGGUCGUAUGUUUUCUUUUGGCCGUGGAGACCAUGGAAGACUCGGAUAUGGUCGAAAGGUGACAACUGGUCAUCCAUCAGAAGUGCCUAUUGACCUGCCGCCACCAAAAGAUGAAGAUGGAGGACUAGGGCGGUGGUGUGCUAAAUACGUGGCUUGUGGUGGCCGACAUACACUUGCCAUUGUAGAAUGGCGAGCUACAGAGGCAGAUGGGUUGAUCUGAUGAAGGUUUUAUUAGAACAAUGUUGAGGAAUUGUAUUAUCUAAUAUCUAUGGAGUUAUUUAAGUUAAAAGUUUCCUGUGACCUUGUUUAAAGUUUUGUGAAACAAGUGGUUGAUGCAAUGCAGGUGUAACAUGUUUUCUUGAUCUUCAA